Messenger RNA from Dicrocoelium dendriticum, 462 nucleotides. NCBI's taxonomy places the organism in Eukaryota, Metazoa, Platyhelminthes, Trematoda, Plagiorchiida, Dicrocoeliidae. The record is from the annotation of a GenBank genome assembly.
AUUUGUGUACCUUUGGCACAAUAUUUGAAAAUAAUGCAGAGGUUUAUACACGGAACACUAGGUUUCAGAUUUCGACGUGGAAUUACCUAAUCUUACCUGUCUUCCGUGAACCCGUUUCGUAAUAAAACCUUAGCUAUGCAUUGGCUUCUUACUGUCACUAUGAUUUUUCUAACCGCACUGGUCUUGGUGAACACGUCAGAAGAAUCCGAAGCUAAACACUUAAACUCAGCUGAAGCGCCGACACUUGACAGCUUGGUGGAUGAUGCAAAGUUCAAUUCUGUUUUCGAAGAUGAAACUUUCGGACAAAAUUCACAACACAAACCCCUGUUUAAUAGACGAUCUUCAAAGUCUCAGUCGCGCGGCAUGCUUUAUCCACAUUGGCCUGAAGUGGAGGCUGGAAACGUGCUGGAUAUUGAUUGGGACCCUCAUCCACCGAAACGAGGUGGGCUAACAUGUUGUUAA